GAAAUAGGGUCUAAAUUAGCAUCGGGUAAUUAAAAUGAAUAAUUAGCUAUUAACUGGAGAGUCGAAGCGUGACGAAAUAGCCGGAAGGGGCGGACGACGAAAGCGUGGAGGCGGACCCCCUCCUUCCCCUGCUGAUUCGCUGGCACCGAUUCGCCUCGCCCUGAGGCCACCCGGGGAGAGGCGGGGGUUAAAUAAAUACAUAAAUAAAUAAACAAGGAAAAAAAGCUUGUUGUUCGAGCUCGAAUGCGGAUUUAUUUCUAUUUUAUUUCUUUUAUUAUACUUUUUAACGCCGUGUCGAAAGUGCCGCACAUCGGGAAGGACCGUGUGUACUUGCCCCGGGGCACCGGGCACGGCAUGGAUUGAGCGAGCGCCCGCCGCCUCCCCACGCCCCACAGCACUCCAGCAGGGUAAAUGAGUCAGAAUGGACCAGGAGGGCGGGGGUGACUUCCCGAGAGCCCCCAAUGUCCCAUGGCGCAGCUACAAGCUGCUGGUGGACCCCGCGCUGCGCCGUGCCCCCCAGAAGAUCUACCGUUAUGAUGGCGUCCACUUCAGCGCCCCCGAUGCGCGGUAUGCCCCCGUGGAUGAGGUGCGGGACCCCCGGCACCGCCGCAUCUGGGCUAAGCACCGUGACCUCUCACUGCCCGUGCCCAAGUUCAAGCUGGACGAGUUCUACGUGGGGCAGAUCCCACUGAAAGAGGUGACCUUCGCCCGCCUCAACGACAACAUCAAGGAGCCCUUCCUGGCUGAGAUGUGCCGCAAGUACGGUGAGGUGGAGGAGAUCGAGAUCCUCUACCACCCCAAGACCCGCAAACACCUGGGCCUGGCCAAGGUGCUCUUUGCUAGCACGCGCGGUGCCAAGGACACCGUCAAGAACCUGCACAACACCUCUGUCAUGGGCAACCUCAUCCAUGCCCAGCUCGACAUCAAAGGCCAACAGCGCAUGAAGUACUACGAGCUGAUCGUGAACGGGGCCUACACCCCACAGACUGUGCCCACGGGCGGCAAGGCCCUCAGCGAGAAGUUUCUGGGCUCUGGCACCCCGGCUGACACGCCAGAGUCCCGGAGGCGCCAGUCCACGGACAACUCGUACCCUGGCAACGCCCUGGCGUCGACACCCGGCAAUGGCACCCCCUGCUCCCAGGACACCCCAUACUCCAGUGGGCGCCAGGAUACACCCUCAUCCUACGGCCAGUACACACCGCAGUCGUCCCAGGGGACCCCCUACACACCUCGCGGGGGCACACCAUACUCCCAGGACUCGGCCUACUCCAGCAGGCAAGGCACCCCCGGCUACUCUAGCUACCACCAAGAGGCGACCACCUACAAGCCACGCCGCCACGACAACAGCUACUCGGACUCCUACUCCCGGCGCCACUACUCCUCGUCUUCCUCCUCCUCCACUCCCUCGUCCUCCUCCUCCUCCUCCUCCUCCUCCUCCUCCUCACAGUACCGUGCUGGCAGUGAGGCCUACCUGGCCUACGGGGCAGGCACUGGGCGGUACCAGCCCCACCGCACCCACGCCCGCCCCCCGCGGGAAGACCCAGUGCCGCCACCACCACCACCACCCCCGCCGCCUCCAUCAUCCUCAUCCUCCUCUUCUUCCUCCUCGUCCUCGUCUUCCUCCACCGCAUCCUAUCCCAACAGCCACUACUACCCUGCCUACAGCGCCCCGCUGCCCCCUGAGCCACACCCAGGUGACCAGGACUACCGCUUGCUGGCGGCAGCAGCGGAGAGCUAUGUGGCACCACCCGAGGGCACUGAGGAGCCUCCGCCGCCCCCGCCCCCACCACCACCACCCCCACCAGGGGCUGAGGAGCCUCCUGCUGCCUCACCUGCCCGCCCAGGCUCGCCAGCGCCUGAGGCCACACCAGAAAGUGUGCCCUUCGCCCAGCACAGCAGCCUGGACUCACGCAUUGAGGCACUGCUCAAGGAGCAGCGCUCCAAGUUCUCCUUCUUGGCCUGCGAUGCUGAGGAUGAGGAGGGGUCAGCGGCAGUGGCAGUGGGCACGGUGGGGACAGCGGUGGCGGCAGCAGGAAGCGCCCUGCCCAGCACAGCGGUGGCACCUGAGCCUCAUGGGCCCUGCACACCACCCCCUCCUCCCCCUGGCAGCUUCGAAGACGUGGCGCCUGAUGGGCCCGGAGACUCGCCCAAGGCCAACGGGCAAGAUGGGGCCUCACCGCGCUCAUCAGGCGAGGACAUGGAGAUCUCGGAAGAUGAGGCAGAGGACACGGCACCUGCCCCCCUGGACCCGCCGUUCCCUGGCCUGGCGCAUGUGCCCCUGGGCAUUCCGGCCUUCGGUGCCCCCCGGCCCCCAGAGCCACCCCCGCCACCGCCCACUUACCCCCUGCAACCCCUCAUGUCCGUGUCCCUGCCCCAUUUAGCAGGCACCGACGCUGACUAUGGAGUGGCGGACUACACGGGUAGCUAUGACUACGCCAACUCCCUGGAGCUGAUGAGCCGGCUGGGGGCACAAUGGGGCGGUGUGCCCAUGUCCUUCCAGAUGCAGACUCAUGUACUGAGCCGCCUGCGCCAGCUACGCCAGGCCAAGACGCCCUACGAGGCAGAGGCAGCCCCUGCGCCUGUCUGGCCCAGUGCCUGGGACACCACCUGCUAUGCCCCAGCCUACAGCGGCACUGGGCGGCACUACAGCUUCGCGGCAGCUGAGCUGGGUGAUGAGUGCCCACCGGGCACAGAACCCACACCGCCACCCGCACCGCCCGCCUGGGGGGCUGCCCCCCGCGCCCCCCAUGCCGCCACGGUGGAGAGCGUGCUGGCUGCCCUCAUCCAGGAGAUGAAGAGCACCAUGCAGCGCGACCUCAACCGCAAGAUGGUAGAGAAUGUGGCCUUCAGCACCUUCGACAAGUGGUGGGAACGCAAGGAGCAGAAAGCCAAGCCCUUCCAGACAGCGGCCAAGCAGGCAGCCAAGGAGGAGGAGAAGGAGAAGGCCAAGCUGCGUGAGCCGGGGCUGCUGUCCCUCGUCGACUGGGCCAAGAGUGGCGGUACCGUAGGCAUCGAGGCCUUUGGGUUUGGGGCUGGCCUGCGUGGCGCCCUGCGCCUGCCCUCCUUUAAGGUGAAGAGGAAAGAGCCCUCAGAGAUCUCGGAGAACAGCGAAGAGAAACGCCCGCGGCCCUCCACGCCGGCCGAGGACGACGACGAUGACAAGGAAGGCCCGGGGGGUGCCAAGGCCCCGAAGCGGGAUGAGGAGUGGGUGAAGGGCCCCGGGAAGCGCCGCAAGCUCUUCUGCCUGGACAGCGAGGGUGAGGAGGCCUCCGAGGACUCGUCCUCCGAGAAGGAGGAGGAGGAUGACGAGGCAGAAGAGGAGGAGGAGGCACAAGCCGAGGAGGAAGAUGCCGGGCGCAGUGACAAGGAGUCAUCGGAUGAUGAGGCGGCUAGCGAGGACUCCUCCAAAUACUCGCUGUAUGAGGAGUCGGACGAGGACAGCGCCAGCACCUCGGACUCGGACACCAGCUCCUCGUCCUCCUCCUCCUCGUCCUCGUCCUCCUCCUCCUGCGCUGGGGAUGAGAGCCCCAGGGACAUGGGCAACAAGGCUGCACCAGCCCCUCAACCCCCUGCACUGGCCCCCAAGCUGCUGCCACCGCCACCACCACCACCUCCCAAGGACCACCCGCCUGAGGCCGGGCCAGGCACGAAGGAGGAGCCGCCGGGUGCCGCUCCAGCCCCGGCCCUCAAAGAGCCGCCUCCCGAGCUACCACCUGGGCCCCGCCCCUCUUCGCCCAUCGCCCUCCUGCCACCGCCCAAGAAGCGCCGGAAAACGGUCUCGUGCAGUGAGGAGGCAGAGGCCCCGCCCCCACCCCCAUUGUCAUUGUCACCUCCGCGGCUGCCUGCCUUCCCGGCCCCGCCCCAAGUGCCCUUAGCCCCACCCCCUGCCCGGCCGCCAGCCCCACCCCGGCGCCGCGAGCUGGCCCCACCGCCCCAGACCAUCACCAACCUGCCAGCUGACCAUGCCUCAUUGGUGAAAGGUGGAGUGGAGGCGGGGCUCCGGCGGCGCCCCCCAGCUCUGCCACCGCCUCAGCCCCGCCCCCCAGAGGACAGGCUCCGUCUCCGCGAGCGCCUGGGUGCCACCUCCCUGCUGGAGCUGGCUAAUCAGGGCGAAGGAGGCGGGGACCUGGCGGUGCUGGCCAAUCUGGCCCUCACCUUGCCCGCCAGCUCGGACACGGACACCUCAGACGAGGCAGAGGAGCAGGCCCCGCCCCCUGGUGCUUGGCCUCGCCCUCCAGCCCCACCCCACAGCAUCCUGCUUGAGCACAACUACGCCUUGGCCCUGCGGGCCCCGCCCCCGCCCAAGCGGGCCCCGCCCCUGCUUGAGGCCCCAACCCCUGGCGACCUGCUGCCACCCGAGCUCUGUGGCGGCCAUGAGAUCCUCGAAGCACCCGAGGAGGUGGUGGGUGAAGCAGCAGUGGCCAUCUUGGAUGAGGGCGCCAGCUCAGACAGUGAUGAGGAGGACGAGGAUGAGGACAGUGGCAGCAGCAGCGGCGGGAGCAGCAGCAGCAGCGAGGAGGAUGCAGGGGCAACGCGGCGCCGCACCCUACGCUCCCACGCCCUGCCCCUGGCUCCACCCCCUCCUGUGGCCCCGCCCACCUUUGAGCCCCGCAGUGAGUUUGAGCAGAUGACCAUCCUGUAUGACAUCUGGAACGCUGGGCUGGACCUGGAGGAUGCCCAGUACCUGCGACGCACCUACGAGCAGCUGCUGCAGGCCGAUCGCGCCACUGACUGGCUCAAUGACACCCACUGGGUGCCCCAUACCAUUACCAACACAGUGGUGCCCAAGCGGAAGCGGCGCUGGCCCGAGGUGCGGGAGCACCAGACGGGCUGUGCCCGCAGCGAGGGCUACUACCCAAUCAGCAAGAAGGAGAAGGACCGGUACCUGGACCUGUGCCCCGCCACUGCCCGCGAGCCCGAUGCCCCUGACACCCAGGGCACCAACCGCAUCCUUUCGGAGCGGCGCUCAGAGCAGCGGCGCCUGCUCAGUGCCAUCGGCUCUGCAGCCCUGCUGGAUAGUGACCUGCUGAAGCUCAACCAGCUCAAGUUCCGCAAGAAGAGGCUGCGGUUUGGGCGCAGCCGCAUCCACGAGUGGGGGCUGUUCGCCAUGGAGCCCAUCGCCGCCGACGAGAUGGUCAUCGAGUAUGUGGGGCAGAACAUCCGGCAGGUGGUGGCCGACAUGCGGGAGAAGCGUUACGCACAGCAGGGCAUUGGCAGCAGCUACCUCUUCCGCGUCGACCAUGACACCAUCAUUGACGCCACCAAGUGCGGCAACCUGGCGCGCUUCAUCAACCACUGCUGCACACCCAAUUGCUACGCCAAGGUGAUCACUAUUGAGGCGCAGAAGAAGAUCGUGAUCUACUCGAAGCAGCCAAUCGGGGUGAACGAGGAGAUCACCUAUGACUACAAGUUCCCCAUUGAGGACAACAAGAUCCCCUGCCUGUGCGGCAUGGAGAACUGUCGCGGCACCCUCAACUGAGCCCAACCCCCUAUUUAUUUGCCCUGCCCCCCUCCCAGGCAAAGCCUGCCUCAGAUUCCCCUCCUCCACCAAGUGGCCCCAGGAUGCUUUGAGGUUGGUCAGGUGGAGUAGCUUCCUUGUUCGAAGGAAAUCUCUCCCGUUGUCCCCCUGGGCUGCCUCGGUUUCCCCUCUCCAACCAAAUUCCCCAGAGUCCUUUCAGGUGGGGGGAGCUUCCUCACCCAUUCUCACCCUGGGCUGCUCAGUUUCCCCCUCUUCCACUAAAUUACCCAGCAGGCUUUGAGGUCGGGGUUUCCUCAUUCAGAGGAGAUCUCCUGUUCUCACUCUGGGUUGCCUCAGUUUCCCUGUUCCACCGAAUACCCCAGAAUUCUUUGAGGCGGGGGGCACUCUAUGGUGCCCUACCUCAGUUUCCCUCCCUCACCCCAGUGACCCAGAAUGCUUUGGGGGGGUGGGGGGGCUGAAAUUCAUGCUUGGAGGGGGUAGGAGAGGCCUUGUGUAGAAGAGAGGGCAGCAAAGCAUUCUGGGAAACACCUAAUUAAUAUGUGCCCCUCCCCUCCUCAAACGCUGCCCCUCCCAGCCUGGCCCCACCCCUCAUUAGCAUUAAUACCCUCCCAAGCCCACCUCUGUUGUGUGGCCCCCCAUUAACGAGCCCUCUUCAAACAAUCAGCCCACACCCAAUGGGAUCCCUUUGCCCUGUCCCUUAUUGAAAAACAUGCAAAUGAGUAAAAGGGGGCGGGGUUUUGUUGGCAGCCGAGAUGCCGCUGAAUUAAUUUUUCUUUAGGAGAAGAAAGUUGUGAAUAUUUCCA
This is a messenger RNA of Alligator mississippiensis (American alligator), 6282 nucleotides long. It is a transcript of the gene SETD1A, whose product is annotated as SET domain containing 1A, histone lysine methyltransferase. Gene Ontology annotation, molecular function: protein binding; histone H3K4 methyltransferase activity; RNA binding. The transcript has 20 exons. The coding region runs from base 422 to 5479 and encodes 1685 amino acids. NCBI's taxonomy places the organism in Eukaryota, Metazoa, Chordata, Crocodylia, Alligatoridae. Gene Ontology annotation, cellular component: Set1C/COMPASS complex. The record is from RefSeq and is a predicted model, not a curated record.